AUGAGCCAAAAGACGGCCGUCAUUCUGAGCCUGUUGGCGGUUGCCACGGCGCGUUUCGGCCGGGAGCAGGUCCCCGUCGCCGCAGUGCAGGCCCUCUCGGGCCGUGGCCAGCCCGGCGCCUCCGGCACGCUGUCGGGGGCGGUGCCGGGCGUGCUCCUGGCCGCCGCGGACCCCUGCGCCAAGCUGUCCCUGGCUGACGACAUCGUCAGGCAGCUGGGCGAGACGGACGACGUCGUGGCCGCCGCGAAGGGCGUCGUCGCGGCGGAGCAAAACUUCAACCCCUUUGUCGUCGAUAGGCCCAACGUCUGUGGCGACGCCUCGCUCCCCGCGACGGCCGCGCUCCGAGGCGUGGUCCCGCUCGUCGAUCCGGCCGUGGGCGGCUCCGACGUGGAGAAUGCUAACUCGGCCACGUCGGUCGACCGGCCGUUCAAUGCGGAUGGCCUGUCGGUUGCCCAGGUUAUGGAUGCCCAGGGCUUCUCAAACUUUACUGUCGACGGCCAGGCGCCCGGGAACCCGGCCCGCAAUGGGACGGGGAGCGGAGGGAAGGCCGGCAACAGUGGAAACGUUGGCAAGAAUGGCAACACUGGCAAUAACGACAACAAGCCUGGGAGCUGUGGUGCCGCCGGUGGUGAUAACAACAACUCGAACAACAACGGCGGCGGCGGCAAGGGCCAUGGCAAUGGCAGCAACAACACUGGCAACUUUAACAAGGGCGGAAACGCCAACAACGGCACCGCCGCCGACUUUGGGAUAUGCACGCCCACCAUCGACUUCCGGCUGGGCCGCGCGGGCCGCAAGGCCGACGAGGGCACGUUUCUGCCCACCGAUCCGCUCGUGGCGAAGGGCCAGCAGGACGCGCUGAACCCCAGCAUCAUCACCAACCGCGUCUGCGACCAGCUGACAAACGUCUGCGAGGCCAACGCCGCGGCCAAGGCCCUCUGCCGCGACGCGCAGGCCAAGGUUCAAGCAUCGGGGGACCGCAGCGCGGCGGCGGCGACCACGUUCAAUGGCUUGCUGGGCUUUUAG
Purpureocillium takamizusanense is the source of this 1026-nucleotide messenger RNA. RefSeq lists its product as uncharacterized. The record is from RefSeq and is a predicted model, not a curated record. The transcript has a single exon. Bases 1 to 1026 code for a protein of 341 amino acids. NCBI's taxonomy places the organism in Eukaryota, Fungi, Ascomycota, Sordariomycetes, Hypocreales, Ophiocordycipitaceae.